AUGGCUACCUUCACCGAUCGUUUCACCAAGGGUUCCUACCCCAUCCACUCGGUCCUCGAGCCUCUUAAGCCCGCUCCUCAGGGUGCUGACCUCUACUCGCGCUUCUUCCUUGCUGGUGCUCUUUGCUGCUCCCUCACCCACGGAGCGGUCACCCCGAUCGAUGUGGUCAAGACGCGUAUCCAACUCGAACCCACCGUCUACAACAAAGGUAUGAUUGGUGGAUUCCGUCAAGUGGUUGCCAAAGAAGGAGCCGGAGCUCUCCUCACCGGUCUUGGCCCUACCGUUCUGGGAUACUUCCUUCAAGGAGGAUUCAAGUUCGGAGGAUACGAACUUUUCAAAAAGGUCCUCGUCUCUCAGAUGGAACCUGAAACAGCCGUCAAGAACCGAAUGGCCAUUUACCUUGGAGCUUCCGCCAUUGCUGAAUUCUUUGCCGAUAUCGCUCUCUGCCCUCUCGAGGCUACGCGAAUCCGUCUGGUAUCCCAACCUACCUUUGCUAAUGGUCUUGCUCCUGCUUUCUUGAAGAUUGCCAAGGAGGAGGGUCUUGGUGGAUUCUACGCCGGUUUCGGUCCGAUUCUUUUCAAGCAGAUUCCUUACAACAUGGCCAAGUUUGCCACGAUGGAAGUGGUGCUGGAGAAGGCGAUUCUGGCUUAUGGAAAGCCCAAGUCAGAGUUGAGCGGUGGCGAGGCUACAAUGCUCAACCUCGGUUCGGGUUUGAUUGCCGGUUUUGCAGCUGCUACCAUUUCGCAGCCUGCUGAUACUUUGUUGAGCAAGAUCAACAAGCAGAAGGCCGCUCCCGGUGAGACGAUUGCCGGUAGGAUCACCAAGAUGGCAGGCGAGUUGGGUGUUAGGGGUUUGUUCGGUGGUUUGACUACUAGGUUGGUUAUGGUUGGUAGUAUUACCGCUGGUCAGUUUGCCAUCUAUGGUCAGUUGAAGAGUGCUCUUGGUGCUACUAACACUGUCGAGAUCUCGAAGGCCUAA
This is a messenger RNA of Ustilago hordei, 978 nucleotides long. Its product is annotated as putative phosphate transport protein MIR1. Gene Ontology annotation, cellular component: mitochondrial inner membrane. Gene Ontology annotation, molecular function: phosphate transmembrane transporter activity. NCBI's taxonomy places the organism in Eukaryota, Fungi, Basidiomycota, Ustilaginomycetes, Ustilaginales, Ustilaginaceae. Gene Ontology annotation, biological process: mitochondrial phosphate ion transmembrane transport. The record is from RefSeq and is a predicted model, not a curated record. The coding region runs from base 1 to 978 and encodes 325 amino acids. The transcript has 2 exons.